Benincasa hispida (wax gourd) is the source of this 1601-nucleotide messenger RNA. RefSeq names its product RNA-binding (RRM/RBD/RNP motifs) family protein (gene SR45A). The record is from RefSeq and is a predicted model, not a curated record. Gene Ontology annotation, molecular function: RNA binding. Lineage: Eukaryota; Viridiplantae; Streptophyta; Magnoliopsida; Cucurbitales; Cucurbitaceae.
UGAUACCCAAAAUCUCUUCUAACGCGUCUUACAUCUAUUAUCGAGCCUGAGAGCUAGCGAUUAUUGCCGCGAAUCUCCGUUCUGUAGGUCGCUGUGAUUGAGUGAGAGUCGAGAAGAACGCGCGGGUUACCUUUAGCUUUGAUUUGGGUUCUGUCUUUGCUGAUUUGUACGAUGUCGUGCUCCCGAAGGUCUAGGUAUUCCCGCUCCCCAUCAUACAAACGAUCGGUCUCAAGGUCCCUGUCGAGGUCAAGGAGCCGUUCAAGGAGCCCUUCAAGUGAUGUUGAAAAUCCUGGGAACAAUUUGUACGUCACUGGGUUGUCACCUAGAAUAACUAGACGAGAACUCGAGAAGCAUUUUUCUGCUGAGGGAACAGUGCUAGAUGUUCAUCUUGUGACCGAUCCAUUAACUAGAGAAUCUCGUGGAUUUGGAUUCAUUACCAUGUCUAGUAAUGAUGAGGCUGAUAAUUGCAUCAAAUAUCUAAAUCGAUCUGUACUUGAAGGUCGUAUAAUUACUGUGGAGAAGGCUCGAAGACGGAGAGGUAGAACUCCAACUCCGGGAAGAUAUCUUGGACUUAGAACAGUUCAUGUGAGGCGUAGGUCGCGUAGCUACUCUUCUCGGCGUUCUCCUAGCUACUCUCCAUAUAGGAGAAGCUCUAGCCGCUCUACUGAUUAUUCAUCGAACCGUAGCAGGAGUAGAUCCCAUUCCGUUGACCGGCACCGUAGAUCAUAUGGUUCCUCAUACAACUAUCGAUCAUACUCUUAUAGCCGGCGAAGAUAUGAUUCUCCAGACUGUAGACGUCAUAAGUCAUACUCUCGAUCCCGCUCACCGUAUCGUAGAAGGCAUCGUGACAGGUCAUACUCACCAUAUGAUGAUUAUUCCCCUGAUCCUUACUACAGAAGGCACAGGUAUCGGUCAGUUUCCCGAAGCCUUUCACCAAAGGCAAGGAUUUCUAGUAGACAUUAUUCCCGAAGUUACUCUCCUGAGCCUAGGAGAAGAACGUUGAGGAGGAGUUACUCUCGCAGCCUUUCUUGGGAAUCAAGGAGAAGUUAUUCACGAAGUAUUUCCCCUGAACGAAGCAGGAGAUCAUGGAGCAGCUAUUCAUACAGUGUUUCUCCUGAACGAAGCAGGAGCUCAAGGAGUCGAUCUCGUAGCAAUACCUCAAGACGACAUAGCUACAAGCUUUAUGAGAGCCGACGCAGGAGUCGAUCGAGAAGUCGAAGUGUGACUUCAAGGUCUGUUAGUCCUGCUUGAUUCACUGUUUGGAAUUUUUUAUGGGAAUCAAUCAGCUGCAGUUCAGUCAUUCUUUUGUAAACGACUAUGUAAAAACUGUCUCCGGCACUGCGGUGCCUUCGUUGUGGGGUAAAUACCUUUCCGUUUAUGAGGGAAAAGUAUGCCAGCGGGGAUAUUGGCUCUCUAACCAUCUUGAAGGAGCUGUUAAGUUCUUAAUAGGGGUGAAAAGUUCGGUUUAAUUUGUAAUUUUGAUUCGGACUCACUUGGGUUGGAAGUUGUGAUUGUGACUAUCUUAUAUGAAUUUUUAAGAUUCCGAACAUCUAUGGUUGGAGGUCUGGUUAACCUCAAUUUGGAAUUUUGUUUUUCUGUAA